CACCUCCACCUUAGUAGUCCCUGAACUUUUAGGCAAAAUUCAGUAUCACACAGUCUAGUGAAGGUUUUAUACAUUUUUGUAUUUGUCUUUCCCUCUCCGUUACGUUUGUAGUUUGUCAAAAUUUCUAUAUCCUGAUUUUCGUAUGAAUAAAUAGAUAGAUUCCCUUAAAUUCCAGUUUUGUGAAAUCAACCAACGAAACGUUGAAGAACACACUUAAGGAAGAGGAAAAACUUUUCGCCAUUCGGCGAAACUUUUGGCAAUAAAAAAACUAAAAAUUUGGGAAUUAAUUGGAAACAACUAAUUGCCACAAGAAUUUGUCUAGAAUGUCAAAAUUUAACGCCAGCUCUGGGAACAGGCAGUUGACCACACGAAGCUCUGAUGUGGAUGCACUGGCUCAGCGUGGCUAUAAUGUGGGCCAUAAAAUCGGCGAGGGAUCAUACGCAACUGUUAUCACUGCCGGAUAUGCUGAUGAUGCCGGGCACGGAGUUCACUUGGCUUGCAAGAUCAUCGAUAAGGCCAAAGCGCCGACCGAUUUUGUCAAUAAGUUUUUCCCGCGCGAACUAGAGAUCCUCACCAAGAUCGACCAUCCCAACAUUAUACAGAUCCACAGCAUUCUCCAGCGCGGUCCCAAGAUAUUCAUCUUUAUGCGCUACGCGGAGAACGGAGAUCUGCUGUCGCACAUCAAGAAAACGGGUCCCAUCGACGAGAAACAGUCGAAGAUCUGGUUUUUGCAGAUGGCCAAGGCCCUGAAGUAUCUGCAUACCCAUGACAUAGCCCAUCGGGACCUUAAGUGCGAGAAUAUCCUGCUCUCCAAGCGGCUCAAUAUUAAACUGGCCGAUUUUGGAUUCGCUCGCUAUUGCCGGGAUGAUAGCGGUCGGGAGAUGAAGUCUGAGACCUAUUGUGGAUCUGCUGCCUAUGCUGCACCGGAGGUUGUUUGCGGACGACCAUAUGACCCAAAGCUGGCUGAUGCAUGGUCCCUUGGCGUCAUCCUCUUCAUUAUGAUGAACGCCAAGAUGCCCUUCGACGACAGCAAUCUGACCAAGUUGCUGGAGGAUCAGCGAAACAGGAAGUUCGCCUUUCGUAGGAAGCUGCAGGACUUGAUUACGGCCCAGGCCAAGGCGACAGUCUCUGUUCUUCUCGAGCCAGAGUCGCAUGCCCGCUGGAAUCUUCGGGAGAUUCUCAACUGUGCCUGGCUGCGAAAUAGCGAAGAACCACAGCCCGCUACCUCUUAAUAAGAAAAAUCGAAAAACAUGGUUGGAUUGGAUAGUAUUGUUUGGUCAUUAAGUCUCAAGCGAAGAGAGGACUCGCCACGUGCGUUGAUUUCACAGUUCGGUGUAAAUUAAAGGUAUCACAGAAACUUCCAGGUAUUUGUCAGAUGGAGAACUUCUCUACCAUCUGAUUAAAUUGUCUCCUAAUAAAAUAUUGGGAUUCGUGUAUAUACAUAUAUAGCUAAAAUCAGUAAAAGGGAUUACAACUUUUGGUAUAACAAAA
Molecule: messenger RNA, 1491 nt
Organism: Drosophila ananassae
Lineage: Eukaryota; Metazoa; Arthropoda; Insecta; Diptera; Drosophilidae
Gene: Tssk
Product: testis-specific serine/threonine-protein kinase 1
Exons: 2
Coding region: 324-1232 (302 amino acids)
Biological process (GO): autophagy; peptidyl-serine phosphorylation
Cellular component (GO): cytoplasm
Molecular function (GO): protein serine/threonine kinase activity; ATP binding
Source: RefSeq, a predicted model, not a curated record